AUGUCUCAGUGCCCUGAACUCUUGAGCGGUGUCGUUGAUGCACUCCGUAACCCGAUCAAUGGAAAAGGUCCGAUUGCUUGCAAGGCGUGUCGCCGAGCUUCCUUGAAGGCCCCCGGUGUCUUGCCCCGUCAAACCGUCAACAAGCCUAUGAUGGCCGGUAUCAAGUCCAUCAACACAAAGUAUCCGAUUGCCACUGGACCCUCCAGCUCUCAAUUUAUUCGGAAUCAUAUACUCAGCAAGCUUUCAAUCGAAACCAGUCCUGCUGAGAUUGCUCUAACCUGGAGUUGCUCCACCGCCAGCACAUAG
This is a messenger RNA of Puccinia triticina, 306 nucleotides long. RefSeq lists its product as uncharacterized. NCBI's taxonomy places the organism in Eukaryota, Fungi, Basidiomycota, Pucciniomycetes, Pucciniales, Pucciniaceae. Gene Ontology annotation, molecular function: ATP binding; ADP binding; proton-transporting ATP synthase activity, rotational mechanism. The coding region runs from base 1 to 306 and encodes 101 amino acids. The record is from RefSeq and is a predicted model, not a curated record. Gene Ontology annotation, biological process: proton motive force-driven ATP synthesis. The transcript is spliced from 3 exons.